This is a messenger RNA of Aedes albopictus (Asian tiger mosquito), 5185 nucleotides long. RefSeq lists its product as uncharacterized. Gene Ontology annotation, molecular function: protein dimerization activity; RNA polymerase II cis-regulatory region sequence-specific DNA binding; DNA-binding transcription factor activity, RNA polymerase II-specific. Gene Ontology annotation, biological process: regulation of transcription by RNA polymerase II. The transcript has 10 exons. The record is from RefSeq and is a predicted model, not a curated record. Bases 557 to 4429 code for a protein of 1290 amino acids. Lineage: Eukaryota; Metazoa; Arthropoda; Insecta; Diptera; Culicidae.
UCGGACGGAAUUGUCCUGUGCUGCCUCGGAUGUUACUGGGUAGAAUCGCCACCACCGUCGCCAGAUUUUGUAUGAACUGAACAGUUCCGAGUGGGACUUGGACGCCGAAGACCGGUCGCAGUGACUCCUAAAUUGUGAUAUUCCUAGUCUAAUGGGAUUUGCGGGAGUUUAAGAAUACAGCUAGUGAAUCAAUGCAUUUCCCUGCCCGGUAGUAAGUGCCUAUUUGCGAUCGAGUUCCACACAUCACAGGAGAGAGAUAUCAAAAGAUUCGCGGGUUAUUUUAGUCAAAUAGAUAGGAGCGCUUUUCGAUUUUACGUACGUGCAAUCAAGUGAUAUUACCUACAACAACGGAAGAAGAAAUGCCAGUCGAAACCAGUAAGCGUCUGUGAUAGAAACGUGCGCUCACCUCCGGCGACCCAGUUGAUAUCGGCGGCGGCGUAGUCUACGACCACCUCGGGAACUGUUUUGAAGCCAUUGGUUGAUAUCAGAGCAGAGUGGCGCGACGUGAUUAGUGCAGUGAAGUGUGUGAUUCCCACGAAAAGCUUUCGCGUCUGCGAUGUACAGCGAUAAUAGGCGUAGUGCCUUCAAUUGUGAAAGUGGUGGAGAUAAGGACAAAUGUUUUCCCUACUCGAUUCUUUCGAAGCAUCAGCAACAACAACAACAGCAGCAGCCGCAACUGCAUCAACAUCUGCCGCAUUACUACCCCUCGCAGCAGCCCGCACCAAUUGGAGCUCAAGGAUUUCGGAACUACUCCGCUCCGAUAACUCCGCAAGUUACCCACUCGCCUCUGACCGUACAGGGAGCUUCCUUCUACACGAACACAAUGGUUACCGAUGUCGGAAUUUGCUUCAGCAUGAGCAACGUCAACCUGAACAGCGAUUAUCCACCCUUUCUUGGCCAUCCGUCCCUAUCCGUACUGGGCAAAGGUUAUAACGAUUCUACCCAACCAACCCACACCAUCCCUCCUUCAAUACCCAAGUUCCGAUCAGCAUCAUCCUCCUUCAAACCCCGCAACGUAACUCCCCCAAACGGACUCCCUCGCUCCUCAUCCCACACGCCCCCGUCAACCUCCCCGUACAGCAUACCCUACUCCCCGUACUACUUUGCCCACCCGAAGAUCCCGGUCAAGAUCUACAACAACCGCGUAGCCCCCUACCUUCCCAUCCCAACCAACGCGACCUCAUCCGCGUCGGUAGCUGCCGCCUACGGCCAGCAGCUCAACAACUACUUCAACUAUCCAGCAACCCCAGCCGUCCCUACCGAGUGCAAACCCAUCACCAAACAUCGCAAAAAUGCGUCCAAAACCCUGAUGAACACCCAAUACUACGGAAUCUGUAUGACUCAGGGCGGCAAAGGCUCACCAUCCUAUUCCCCACCGACUUCGGUGCCGCCCCAGCAAACCCCAAGCCCGCCCAACUCGGAAAGUCCGAUCAACGUGGACGGGGACGUUUCGGAUAGUGUUCCGCCACUUCCGGAGGACGAUGACGAUGAUGCCGACGUCGACGGCGACGAUCGGCGGUUCAGCUACGAGGUGGACGACGGGGAUAAUGAGCCGCAGGAUUUCAGCUUGAAAACGUUGAGCGCACAACGCAUCGCCAGCAGGGAUUUGGAGGAGUGUUCCUCCCGACGGACGUCGGCGCCGCCCAAGAAGAAGUGGAUACGCCAGCAUAUGGAGGACGAACCCCUCGUAAACGGACAUUCCACAGCACCACCGCUCGUUGUGAUAUCGACCAAUAAAUGCAGCCAGAAGCAGCACCAUGCCGCCGCCGCCGCCGCCGUCUCGUCCCUCACGAUUGAUCUCUCGGUCAAAAGCAACGGCAGCUCGGGGAUUAUCGGACACCGCCUGUCCAGCACGCCGCCCUCGUCCGGAUGUUCGUCGUCGUCCUCGACGCUGACCAUCUCGCCGGUGGACGACUCGCAGUCGUCGCUGAAUCUGAGCGGUGGCUCCACCAGCGGUUACAUCACCAGCCACAGCGCCAACAGUUCCAGCUCGCUCAACCUGAGCAGCGGUUCCUCGCCGUUGCCCAUCAACGGAAGCGUGAUAGCGGCGACGUCGCAUGGGUCCAACUCGUCCCCGCUGCCGCACGAUCUCGUCAUUGUAGGACAGUCGCAGCAUCUGGGGGGGAUCGGCGGGGGUCAACCGCACCACGGACUGACCAGCACGGCCACCCUGCUGAAUCACAUCCCGGCUGGUGGGCGGAGGCGGACCACCAGCUCCAACAGCAACGGCAGCGUUGGUACGAGAGAAGUGCACAACAAGCUGGAGAAGAAUCGACGGGCCCAUCUGAAGGAGUGCUUCGAGUCGCUGAAGAAGCAGCUCACGCUCCAGCCGGAUGAAAAGAAAACGUCCAACCUGUCGAUUCUGCACGCGGCCAUACGGCACAUUCAGGUAUUGAAGCGCAAGGAGCGCGAAUACGAGCAUGAAAUGGAACGGCUGGCGAAGGAGAAAAUCUCCUCCCAAAACCGGAUACUGGUGCUGAAGCGGGAACUGUCCCAAUGGGGAGACGUGGACUUUUCGCGCCUCGCUCCGGACACCGACGCCAUUCCAAAUAGUAGCAGCAGUGCUACCGCCAACAGUGUGCAAUCGGAUCGAGAUUUGCUGAACGAUCCGCCGGGCAUCGCCCCAGGUCGUAACGGCAUUCGGUACAGUUCGUCCAGCUCUCUGUCCAGCGUUGCCACCACUGCCUCCAUCGGUAAUCUACCGCUCCACACCACCAUCUCGCCGGUGCUGAUAGCGGCGUCGUCACCCAGCCGUGCCAGUCCACCGUCGUCUGCGGUGAAUCGGAACUCGAGUUCCCCGGCCGGCGGAAGCAUGCCCAUGCCACUGUCCCUGACGACCAAGGGUGGUGUAGUCAUGGGUUCCGAUACGCACAACAGCAGCAACAGUACACCAUCUCCGCUCAAGUUUGGUAGCGCGUCCGGGCUUCCGAAUGGGCUCAAUCUCAGCGCCACCACCACCAUCAAUGGACACAGCAGCAACGGAGGAAGUAACUCCUCCGGCGGGAGCAAUUGCAGCACGCCAAACAGCAGCACCGGCGGUGGUUCCAUCGUUACCAACGGUAUCGGUGGAACGCCACUGCCGUUGAUUGUUAAUGCAAACAACCUCGGUAGUCUGAGCCAGUCCCAACUGCUAACGCCGGUCACGGCCACAAUCCUGACGACCGGUAAUGGCACCGCCAUCCAGACGUUGCCCCUGAACCUGAACGUCGCUUCCACCAUUUCCAACGGUCACCACCUGUCGUCGUCUUCGUCGCCAUCCAUCGUUAGCACAUCGAACGGUUUAACCAGCGCUGGUGGACCAUCGGGACUGCAAAUCAUCGGAACCACCGCCAACGGAACGACCAUCCCGGCCAGUCUGAUCAGUUCCACCACCGGGAAGGAACUGCUCAACGGGACCGCACUGACCAAAAACGGCUUCCGCACCACCGAAGGCAACAAGAUUGAGAUUAUUGCCACCCAAUCCGCGGCUGGUUCCGCGCUAGAUCCACCGGCUACCAAGGUGAUGAGGCUGGUCAACGGCAAUACCCUGGUCGGGGUGACCUCGAUCGACAAGGACAAGAUGAUGCUGUCACAGGUCGUUCCGCAAGGCGGUCUGGUGAUGAGCCCAACUAUCCAGCUACUCACCUCCCAGGGACUGCGGGUAAUCCAGCAAGCCCCCAAUGGAUUGGCCACCAUCGAGCUCAGCACCGCAGCAAAUGUGCAGUCGCAGUCAAACCAAGCUCAACGAACCACCGGUGGUAAUGGCCUGCACAGUUCCGCCACCGCCCACAACAACCCAUCGCAUUUAACCGCCACCAGUCAGCCAUCGAAUCAGUCUUCGGGCAGCAGUAGUAACCACCACAACACCCACCACCUCCAUCACACGCAGCAACCCACCCACAUCCAAACGAUGACCGGCGCCCAGCUGCACAAACUUCUCAUCAGCUCGUCGGCGGGAGCCGGGUCCGGCAGCAACGGUAGCACCGUCAUCAGCACGUCCUCCAGCGCCGGGUACAGUAACGGCGGUUCGCCAACGGCCACCAUCACUCCGGAGCUGGCGCGGCUUCCCGGCGGAGCCGAACUGAACAUUCUGCCCGCUGGGACGAACGGGGCCACGGCACUGCCCCUGUACCGGGCCACCACCGGUCCGGGCGGGAAGCUUACCUUCGUGAAUGCGAUCUCCACCGCCGGCGGUACCGGACUGACUCUGAAAGGUACCGAUAGUUCCACCACCGGAACGGGUCGAACGACGGCCCUCCACGUGGUGACCCCUGGCCAGCUGUCCGGUCUAACGCCGGUUGUGGUCUCCCGGUACGACCCGGAAGCCGGAGGACACAUAAUCGGCCCGUUCACAACCUCUGCCUCGGCUGCUGCUGCUGCUGUUGGUUCGUCCCAAACCCAAUCCACCCAGCAGCUGGGAAAGGUGGGUGCCUUAGUUUCACGGAACUGAACUGAACGGCGAUGAGCCCGCCACUCAAAAAGUAACAACCACCCACCACCACAACCACCAAUCAUCAUCGGGAUUUGACCGUUGAGUUGACCAGAACCAAUAACACCUCACCAUCACCAACCAACCAACCACCCCAAAAACCACAAACUGAACAAAGCCAUACGCCAGAAAGUUUUUUUUGUUGUUGUCUACAAGGGAUCAUAACCUAACUUACCUAGAAUGUACUGGGUAUCCACACCUCCACCAGAGAAGAGACUAAACCCUAAAGUGCCCUCUCCGUUCUAUUCCGCGCUUUACCCGUUUCUCCCUUCGGGGAGGUAUCGUUGUUUCUCGUCUCGUUGUUGCUCUCUUGCUUAAUAUUCACGCCUGGCUGCUACUCUGCGUCUCUGGGCCGGUCCCAGACGGUGGGAACGUCUCCGCCGAACUUCGACUCAUAGAUGGCAGCACCGGCAAAAGCCAUCGAAUGGUACAAAAACUGCUUUCUAGAAGCGAUGGCGUCGACAGCGAUGGCGAGGAAGCAAUAGCAACGUAGAAGAGGUUUCGUUCCCCUGAAAAUAGGCAAGCGGAAGGUUAGUUUGGGUAGGACAUUAGGGAAAAAAAGGAUUUGAAUUGUUUCGUUAGUUCGAUGAGCUGUCCGAUCGUAGUUUAGGAAGGUACUUUGGAACUAGCAGAGGCAAGCAAUAUGAAAAUUUUAUGAUUGAAAUGUAUAUAACUUUUUUAUGUAUAUUCUUAAAAUAUAGAAGAUUACAGAUUUUA